CUUACAUCAUUUACAACUUCAUGAUAUUCCUUAACAACUACCUAAAAAUCCGAUUCCCCAACUUGGUGCUCCACGUGGAAGCUAAAGAUCAGCAACAGCAUUUCCCCCCUCUGUACUGCUGUCCACCCUGGGCUAUGGGGGAAAUGCUUCUUUUUCGGUGCAAACGCGGAGUAUUGCAGUACACUGUGGUCAGAAUGAUCACCACUGUGACGGCGUUGGUAUGUGAGAUUGUUGGUGUCUACGAUGAAGGGAACUUUAGUUUCUCCAACGCUUGGACUUACUUGGUUAUAUUAAAUAACCUGUCACAAGUGUUUGCCUUGUACUGCCUCUGGCUGUUUUACAAUGUGCUGAUAGAAGAGCUCAGCCCUAUACAACCUUCUGGCAAUUUUCUUUGUGUCAAACUGGUAGUCUUUCUCUCAUUUUGGCAAGCAGUGCUUAUUGCUUUGUGGGUUAAGGUUGGCGUUAUUUCAGAAAAGCGUACGUGGGAAUGGCAAAGUGCUGAAGCUGUGGCCACAGGCCUGCAGGAUUUCAUCAUCUGCAUCAAAAUGUUCUUCGCGGCGAUUGUCCAUCAUUACUCGUUCUCCUAUAAACCCUACGUGCAAGAGGCAGAGGAAGGCUCGUGCUUCGACUCCUUCCUCGCCAUGUGGGAUGUGUCAGAUGUCAGAGACUAUAUUUCUGAGCAAGUUAAGACGUGUCGGGAGAACAAUGCGAGGUUAUCCCCCCAAAAAAUGUUUUCCUGAAGACCCAGAGCAUACUGAACACACAAGUCUGCUUUCCUCAUCACCACUCGAUGCAGGUUCUCCAGGUUCAAAGUCAUCCUCACCCUAGGGCUAGUAUCAGGGCUUUGGACACACGAUUACUCCCCAGAAUGCAACUGCUGCAG
Molecule: messenger RNA, 883 nt
Organism: Alexandromys fortis (reed vole)
Lineage: Eukaryota; Metazoa; Chordata; Mammalia; Rodentia; Cricetidae
Gene: Tmem184c
Product: transmembrane protein 184C
Exons: 1
Coding region: 21-740 (239 amino acids)
Biological process (GO): transport
Cellular component (GO): membrane
Molecular function (GO): transporter activity
Source: RefSeq, a predicted model, not a curated record